Molecule: messenger RNA, 1155 nt
Organism: Ogataea parapolymorpha DL-1
Lineage: Eukaryota; Fungi; Ascomycota; Pichiomycetes; Pichiales; Pichiaceae
Product: Plasma membrane sulfite pump involved in sulfite metabolism
Exons: 1
Coding region: 1-1155 (384 amino acids)
Biological process (GO): transmembrane transport; sulfite transmembrane transport
Cellular component (GO): plasma membrane
Molecular function (GO): sulfite transmembrane transporter activity
Source: RefSeq, a predicted model, not a curated record
AUGAAGGAGGCUGAUCCGGAAGACCAUGAUGUGAAAGAGAACAGGUCUGUAUUCAAGGAUGUAGUGAUCAAAAAUUACCAUCCGAUAUGGAAUGUGGCUUUUAUGUCAACAGGAAUAUGCUCGGGGGUUCUAUUUCGCUUUCCUUAUGAAAUAGGCGUUUUUCGCAUCUUUGGGCUCAUCAUGUGGGCCGUUUCACUCUGUUUGUUUAUUAUGGUCAAUGUGUUUUUAUUCUUGAAAAUAUACUGGUUUCGUGGAUUUGCGCAUCAAUUAGCUACCGAUAUCCAGCUGAAUUUAUUUUUGGGGCCUUAUUCCAUGGGAUUUAGCACAAUUAUCAACAUGAUUCACAUGAUUACAGACCAUUAUGACAAAAGUUUCAAAGUUGGGCUUGUAAUCAUGUGGUUCAUCAAUUUUGCCAUGGCUUUGUUGUGCGGCUGGAUGCUAUUCUUUGUAUUGCUUUGGAAGAGUAAGAUUGAGAAGUUUCAACUGAAUCCACAGAUUAUACUGCCAGUGUUGCCACUUACAGUGUGCGGAUCGAGUGGAGCAUUUAUGUGUGAGGCUUUUGUAGGGUACUCUAGCCGAAUUCAGUUGAUGAUUAUCAUUUUGACAUAUCUCCUAUGGGCCAACUCCAUGAUGCUUGGGUUCAGCCUAAUUGCAAUAUUUAUCUGGAAAAUGCUUGUGUACAAGCUCCCUCCAAAGCAACUCAUAUUUACCCCUUUUGCUCCGAUCGGUUUGAUUGGUCAUGGAGUUUGGGGAAUAUUACUCAAUGGUAGCAAUCUCCAUCACUAUCUUGAGAGCCACGCUCACGAUUUUUCUGUUGAUACGCAGCUCCUGGGACUUGGAGUCCAGUACGUGACAGGAAUGGUGGCACUGUUCUUAAUUGCUGUUGGCUUCUUUUUUACCUUUCUUGGUCUGGCAAUGUGGAUUGUACAUGGACUACCGGCUUUCAACCGUACCUACUGGAUUGUUCCGUUUCCGGUGUGUGCACUGAGCCUGGGAAUUACCGAAUUUUACAACGUCUUUCACAUAGGUGUAUUCAGAGUGGUUGGUACCAUUUACGCAGUUUUUGGGAUUUUGAUGGUACUUGCAUGCUUGGCAGGCAGCCUGCUAUUCGAGGUCCCUUAUAGCGACAUAAAAUCUUACAGGUGUAAGGAGUAG